This is a messenger RNA of Vanessa atalanta (red admiral), 896 nucleotides long. RefSeq names its product pro-resilin-like. Gene Ontology annotation, cellular component: extracellular matrix. The coding region runs from base 96 to 896 and encodes 266 amino acids. The record is from RefSeq and is a predicted model, not a curated record. The transcript has 9 exons. NCBI's taxonomy places the organism in Eukaryota, Metazoa, Arthropoda, Insecta, Lepidoptera, Nymphalidae.
CAAAGCCUUCUUCUUAUCAAAUAAGUUCUAUCAAAAUCUUAGUGUUGUGUUUACAAGAUCAUCCCACCGACUUGUCGACAUCAGAAGAAAUCAAAAUGAAGAUCUUCAUACUGUGUGUGUUUCUCAUCGCUUCAACAUUAGCGGAACCUCCUGUUAAUAGAUACCUACCUCCACAAGGACAAAACAGAGGAUCUUCACUUUCAAAAACAUACGGAACCCCAAGCUUCGGUAGUCAGUCGCAAAACGGAGCUGCGUUCAGGCAGCCUUCAUCGACAUAUGGCGCUCCAUCCAGAUCUCGCCCCAACUCCCAAUACUUACCCCCUUCUAACCAAUAUGGUCUUCCUCGUUCUAAUUCCCAAUCACAAACAAGCCAGUACCAAGCCCCAACGAGCCAGUACCAAACCCCAACGAGCCAGUACCAAGCACCAACAAACCAAUAUCAAGCUCCAUCAAAUCAAUACGGUUUGCCAAACCAAGGUCAAAGUUUUGGCCAAGUCGGUAGUGGAAUUCAGUACAACGCACCCUCUCAAGAAUAUGGAACUCCUGGAACCGGACGAGGAAACAACUACAACCAGCAAAGCAGACAAUAUCUGCCACCUGGUGGUGGAUACGAUGACGGCAGCAACGGGAAACCAGCAAACUAUAACUUCGAAUAUAUGGUAAAGGACGCGUACUCGGGCAACGACUUUGGUCACCGGGAAUCAAGGCAAGGAGACAGGGCUGAGGGAUUGUAUUACGUUCUGCUGCCAGACGGUAGAAAACAGACUGUACAAUACGAAGCUGACCAAGAUGGCUACAAACCAAGAAUAUCGUACGAAGACACCGGCGCACGCGCAGGCUACAAUGGUAACAGCCAAUCGGGUUACGACGAUCAAUAUUCUAGCGGACCGUAUUAA